This is a messenger RNA of Eupeodes corollae, 3444 nucleotides long. RefSeq lists its product as uncharacterized. The transcript has 8 exons. Lineage: Eukaryota; Metazoa; Arthropoda; Insecta; Diptera; Syrphidae. Bases 437 to 2050 code for a protein of 537 amino acids. The record is from RefSeq and is a predicted model, not a curated record.
CGAGGAGAGAACGGUUCUCUCCUUCUACAACGAACUUUGAAUUCCUUAACCAACUAAGUCAGUUCAAUGCUCAAUGCUUGCUUAGCUCUCAGACCGUCAGAACUCGUUCGACCAACAACUUCACGUCACUCCUCGCGUUGGUGAAAAAAAUAUGUGAAUAAAAAUAUAAAAAUACCAAGCAAAAAAAAAAGAAAAGAAAAUCAUCGUAACUAAGAAUAACAAAGUGAAUAUUACUUUUAUUCAGCUCAAGUUGUCAACCACUCUCCUCCUAUCAAAAAGGAUACACUUUAACUCAGGAGUUUUCUGUCAGCGUGCAUUUUUGUUUUAAUUUCGUAAAAGAAAACAAUUCAACCACAACAAGGACGAAGGAAUAAAAUAAUCCAAGACAAACCAUACACGCCAUCAGAAUGGAUGAGGACCGCGAAGAAGAUAGAGUAUGAGAUUAAAUGGGGCUUUAAGGCCCCACGGAGCUCCAGGCAUUGGACGCUCCAUUGGUGCUAAAAAAUAUCGUGAUAAGCGACCGCAACAACAGGGCAAAGCUGAUUGCGAGCCAAAUAACACGUUAAUCGCUAUUAGUAGUUGCUAUCUAAGCAAUAAUAACAAAAACAACAAAAUAAUCACAACACUACCAACCGCAGCAACAGUCGAAGCAUUCGAAGCAUUUGAAGCAGUCAAAGCAGCCGAAGCAGCAACAGCAGCCGUAGCCGUAAUAGUAAAUAAUAAUAAUCAUAAUUUUAAACGCACGCAAGGAAAUUCAAAUCCUUCUUCAACCGAUAAGCCCGACGUUUUUAUCAAUAAGCAACCUUAUACAAUUUUUAAACGCAGCAGUGUAACUCGAGCUACUAAUAACAUGGCUUCGAGCGGGACCGGCACCGGCAUUGGCAUCGGAAGGAGCCAAGGCAGGAGGAUUAAUGCAACCGCAACAUCAGGACGAAAACGAGGUGUGGCGCCCGAUGAUGAUGUUGCCGUCAACGUCGCCUUUGCCACCACCGCCGCAACUGCUGCCACCAAGCGACAUCAGCGCCACCACCCAAUGCGUGUCCCACAAUCAUUAUUGGCCAGCUUAAGCAGCCUGUCCACGCUGGUUCUGUGCUUAGUGUACAUUUGCGUUUUGUUGCCCAGUCAUGUCAUAUGCGACGACGAUAAUGGCUUUUUCGUUAAUACCUUCAGCAUGGGACCAGAGACCACUACCCCGGAAUUCGAUUACGUUAGCCGAGGAAAAAAGAAAUUCGGUGACAAGUGUGAGAAUACACUUGAAUGCGGAUUCCCAGGAUCGAUAUGUGACCCUAAAAAGAAGUCCUGCCAGUGCGUUGAAGAAUUACCUGUCACCAAUCACAUUGAUAAGUGUGGCAAGGAGGCUGCCGUCAACGAGUCCUGUUUCUUCAACGAGCAAUGCGAAUCUACAAAUUUCCAAACCGAGUGCCGCGAUGGGAGAUGUGUGUGUCGUUUCGAAAUGGUGCCGAUUCUCAACAAGGAUGGCGUAUUCGAAUGCACAGCUGGCACCAAUAAUAAACACAGGGACGAAACUUACAUUGACCCGGCUAUGAUUGGCGUUCUGGUAGGAAUGGCAUUGAUGUUUAUUAUAAUUUGUGUCGUCCUCCGAUUAUUUAGCCAAGCUAGAUGGCGUGAGAAUCGAACCAUCUUUAAUACCCCUAAUCCACGGCUAAUGAAUGUGUCACUAUUGCGUGACAGUAAAUUGCUACAUGGACAAGAACGCCGCGGUUCCAGGAUGUCGGUUAGGGCACCGUCACGUCAGCCCAGCAUGGCAUCGUUGCGUCCGCACUCACCAAAUCCGUCGUUAGGUAAGACAGAAGGAUCACGAUCUGGUAGCGGAAGCAACGCAUCGGCAACAUCUAUCCGAUCAACUCGCAGCAACUCUGUAGCUCCUGGUGCAAUCAAUCAUGAUAGAAAAGUUUCUUCAGCCGCCCAUCACCAUCAUUCAUCACAGCACCAUCAACAUCAGUCCCAUCAUCAGCCUCUUAUAACAAAUAUAACACCUAACCCAGCUGCUGAUAAUAUUACUGUUGAAAUAAUUAAACCAGAAAAAUAAACAAUUUAAAUUUUGAAAAACAAAUAGAAAAUUCAUAAACAACAAGAGCAUUUCAAAAACAAAACAAAAACGCUCGAAGAAAUUAUAUUUUUCAUUAGAUUAGUAAAAAAAACAAUUAAACUAACAAAAACAAAAACACACCUUCAAAAUGUCUCACUGCUAUUACUUUAAUUAAACAACAAAUAAAAACAAAACAAAAAAAAUCACACAAAACUUAAUAAAAAUAAAUUUAAAAAAAAAAAUGAAAAAAACCCAAUAAAUAAAAAAAACUUGCAUAACAAAUUCAUUUCCUUCGCUUAAUUUUUCUCUUUAGCAAAACACACGACAUAAAUGCAAUGAGAAACACACUAACAACAAAUUUAACAACAACAAAUAUUUUCUUAAAAAAACAAAAAACAUUUAAUGCAAGUUCUUAAUUUUCCAUUAAAUUAUUAAAUUUAUAAUUAUCUAUAUAUAAUUAAAUUUCGAAAUCGAAACAUUUUAUGUUUUUGAUUAAUCACGAAACAAAAAUGUUUAAAUAUAAAAAUCAUUUAAAAAAACAAAAUAUAAAAUCUAAAAUUAAGUAGAAUUAAAUGAAAAAAUAAAUAUAUAGAACGCAUUUGUACUCAUAUGCCAUUGAGAUAGGAAACAACCUUAAAACAAAAACAACAAAAUAUUUAAAAUAAAACGCCUAUUGUAAAAAUAAAAAUUUACAAAAUAAACGAAAAAAAUAAUAUAUAAAUAAUUUAAUGAAAAUAAGUGAUAUAUUUAUUAUAUACAUACAAAUAGCGAAAUUUAUUCUAGAAUCUUAAAUACAGAAAUGAAAGCUUUUUAUUUUUCUUUAAAAAAAUCAUAACUUUUGAAAAAAUGUUUCAAAUUUAUCUCUAUUUAUAAAAAUUUAAGAAAAAUAAUCUAGAUUAUAAGUUUUAAUUAAUUUACACAUACCCAUCAUUAUCAUUACAUUUAUAAAUAAAAGUAUAAAAUUUUGAAAACUUAAAUUUGUAAUUACAGUAAAUAAGGUGUUUAUACAUAGUUAGAAGUUCAAAAAUAGCGUUUCCUAUAUAUUUUUCUCACCAAAAACUAAAACAAACUACAACAAAAAAAAUACUGAAAAAGUGUUAACUCUCAUCUUCCUUAAUUAUUUCUACCAAAGUUUUUGUCUUUUAAUUUCAAUUUUAACAUAUAAUUAAAAUGCACCAAUUAUGCACACAACUUUUUACUUUGCAUCUCUUUUUCUCUCAACUUAGGGACCAUAUUUUUGAACUAAAUAAAAAUAUGCGUUUCAUUGAUUUACAUAUAUUUGUAAAAAAUAAAAAUCAAAUCAAAAAAUAAUCAACACAAAACUUAACAUUUUACCAAAACGCUUCGUGAAAAUUAGACCAAACUUAAAUAAAAAUAAAAGAAAAAAACAAAAA